Molecule: messenger RNA, 1917 nt
Organism: Pleurotus ostreatus (oyster mushroom)
Lineage: Eukaryota; Fungi; Basidiomycota; Agaricomycetes; Agaricales; Pleurotaceae
Exons: 6
Coding region: 1-1917 (638 amino acids)
Biological process (GO): G protein-coupled receptor signaling pathway
Cellular component (GO): cytoplasm
Molecular function (GO): guanyl-nucleotide exchange factor activity; G-protein alpha-subunit binding
Source: RefSeq, a predicted model, not a curated record
AUGAUGGCUCUCUCAGCCUAUCUCCCACUCAGCUCUUCCUCCCAGCGCCCACACGUCGCCGCCGUCCUCGACGACAUCACAAACGCAUUCCUGAUCAGCGAGGCUGAACGCCGCGACUUGAUCUCCAAUUUAUUGAAGGACUUGGAAGAUGCUUCCAGGAACACCCGUAACGGCAGGCUUUUCCCUGAAGGCUUGCCCAGUUCAUUUUCGCCACCGCCGCAUCACGUUAACGAGCUUGUAGAUGCCCCGCGAGCCCUCCUGGCACUCAAGACGUUAGGAAAACACCCUUCAGGCUCUGCUGUUAUUGCACAGCCUGCCAAUUUAUCGACACUGCUUACGUUGUCGACUUGUACGCCGUUCAAGGACUACCCUGAGGCCUCCAAUGAAGCCCUGCGAUGUAUUGCGAACGCGAUGUUGCUCAUCGACUCCGCGAGAUCGACUUGGACGACCAAGGAAGUCGGCGGCGGCGACGCUUCCGUAAAGCUGCUCGAAAAGUCCACGUCUCCUGAUCGCCUGUUCCUCGCUUCUCGCCUUCUAUUCCUAACUACGGUAUCGUCAUUUGAUGCAGGUGCCUAUAUUUGCUCCCUGGUGGAGGAAAAACAUAUCGUGGACACAAUAGCGGCUAAACUGGAUAUCCUGAUCGCAGCAAUAUUGUCCAGUACGAAAAUGGCGAAGGAGGCCAUGGUGGACUUGCUAAAGUUCACCUUCAAUCUGCUCCUGCAUUAUCCGAAACUAGUUGAGUGCGAACCCCAGGACCUCAAGGGGAAAGGACCUGUAACAGAUAAGGACCAAAGCGAAGAGGACGAUGACAAAGUUAUGGGCGACUAUUGGAGUCCUAAGCUAGAGGGCCUCCUCCCACCCCUUCUGCGUAUCUUCAACACCCUCCCGCCGACUCAUCCGUCUCCUCUUGCAGCGCCCCUAACACAUGCCAUUCACGGACUCAUCACUAUCCCCAUAACACCCUCAUUAAAGCAAGUAUGGUUCGGGGGCGCUCCCCGAGCCCGCACGUCUAGUUCCCGAAGCUCGCGCUCGGCGAGCUUAGCGAGGUCUCAGGGCAAUCAAGGCAAUCAAUCCGCGAACGCGGCACCGUCUAGCUCUAGCAGCGGCUCGAACUCCCCAACCUCGCCCAGCUCGGUCCCGAAGCACAGCACUCUGGAACGUGCCUUUAACGCGCUGUCGGCGGGUGCGCGGUCGCUUACGCGAACGCCGUCGCCGCUGAAUUCGCCGUCGAAAUUUGACACAGUAUUGCGCGCGUAUGAUUUACUCGAUGUAUCGCUUGCGCAUUUCUUCCCGGGGAAUAUUGACCCAGACGAUCAGUCGGUCAAAGACAGGUGCACGGACGAGUGCGGGGGCGAUACAACGCUGGAUGAGCUCAUUGGCCCGCUUGUGGUGCUCGUGACACGGAUGUGUCUAGCGGACGAAAGCUGCAGGACGAGGGUGAGGAAUUUGAUUGUGCCGCCUGAUUUGGACCGCAAGUCGCCGUUGGAGUCGAGGAGCGACAUUCUGGGGCGGUGCUUGAGGCUUUUGGCGUGUGUGUACCACGAUCGGUUGAAGAGUAGUGUUGGGGAGAUGCUGUUCGCCAUGUGCGAUUCUGAUGCUACGACACUUUCUGCACUUGUUGGGUACGGUAACGUCGCUGGGUUCCUCUUCAACAAGGGAAUCAUGAACGCCCCACCUGCGAACACCUCUACGACGUCCGACUCCCCCAUCUUUGCUUCUGGCGGCGCGGAGCUCAACCCCAUCACGGGCACUGAAGUACAGAAGGUGGAAGUACCUGAGAUGACCGACGAGGAGAAGGAGCGCGAGGCUGAGAAGUUGUUUAUUCUGUUCGAUAGGUUGGAGAGGACUGGCGCCCUUCCUCCAAGUCAGAAUCCGAUCCGCAAAGCCAUUGCUGAAGGCAAAAUCCCCACGUCUUGA